AUGAAGCUAAAAUGCAUUUCUAUACCCUUUUUAUUUUUACUUAAUUUAAGUAUUUGUUUUUGUUUAAAAGAAAUUGAACAAAAAGGUAAUGCGUUAUUUUUAAAAGAUAACAAUACAUCGGAAUCAAAUGUAGUGAAAAAUAAAUUAAUAAAUGAAAUAAAAAAAAAAUCUAAUGAAAUUAGAACAAUGUACAAUACAAUAAAUACUAAAAAUAAAAAAUUGCCUCUUUAUAUUUUUAUAAUUGAUGAAAAUGAAAAAAAAAGACAAAUGUUAAAAGGCUUGUUUUUAAAAGGAAAACUUGAUUUUCUUCAAGGGAUUAAUAGUCCUUUUUCAAAAUAUUAUAUAUCAAAAAAAAAUAAAAAUAUUUUGAAUAGAAUAACAUUGCAAAAUAAAAUUAAGGAAGAAGAAAAAUUUAUAAAUAAUUUAAAUGAAGAUGAUAAAAAAAGAUAUAUAAAAAGAAAACUUGAAGAAUAUGAAAAUUUAAGAAAUAACAUUAAUCAAUUAUAUUUAAACAUAGAAAAUAAAUUUGAUUUAUUGAAGAAAUUAAUGAUAUAUUUAAAGGGAUAA
Messenger RNA from Plasmodium relictum, 567 nucleotides. RefSeq names its product conserved Plasmodium protein, unknown function. Bases 1 to 567 code for a protein of 188 amino acids. NCBI's taxonomy places the organism in Eukaryota, Apicomplexa, Aconoidasida, Haemosporida, Plasmodiidae. The transcript has 4 exons. The record is from RefSeq and is a predicted model, not a curated record.